Molecule: messenger RNA, 561 nt
Organism: Cynocephalus volans (Philippine flying lemur)
Lineage: Eukaryota; Metazoa; Chordata; Mammalia; Dermoptera; Cynocephalidae
Product: lipocalin-15
Exons: 5
Coding region: 1-561 (186 amino acids)
Molecular function (GO): small molecule binding
Source: RefSeq, a predicted model, not a curated record
AUGGCCCUGGGGAGAGGGCUGCUCCUGCUGCUGGCCCUUGGCCAGGGCCUGGCCCGUACCCAGAAGACUCUAGAAGAAGUGCCAGUGCAGCCGGGCUUUGAUGCACAGAAGGUGGAGGGCCGCUGGCUAGUCAUUCGGCUGGCCGCCAGCCGUGCAGACCUGGUGUCCCCUGCCGACCCCCUGAGGCUCUCUCUCCACUCCAUUUGGACCAGGCACGGCGGGGACAUGGAGUUGGUGCUGUUCUGGAAAGGACAGGGCGUAUGUGAAGGAGUAAACGUCACCAUCCAUCCAACCGGGCUGCAAGGCCAGUACCGAGGCUCCUUUGAGGGGGGCAGCAUGCACGUGUGCUUCGUCAGCACCGACUACAGCAACCUCAUUCUUUAUGUGCGCUUUGAGGACGACGCCAUCACCAGCCUGUGCGCGCUGCUGGCAAGAAGAAUGUUUGAGGACCCCCAAUGGCUGCGGAAGUACCUUGAUUACGUGGAGAGAUUCCACCUGCAGAAUGCGCCAGUCUUCAAUAUAGAUGGUAAGCGCUGCCCUGCAGCCAGUUCUCAGAGAUAG